Molecule: messenger RNA, 894 nt
Organism: Trichoderma citrinoviride
Lineage: Eukaryota; Fungi; Ascomycota; Sordariomycetes; Hypocreales; Hypocreaceae
Exons: 2
Coding region: 1-894 (297 amino acids)
Source: RefSeq, a predicted model, not a curated record
AUGCACGACUUCGUCAACCACGUCCGCCUGUUCGAGCUGCUGCCCUGCUCGCUGUACGAGUGGCAGCCGCACACGGACGGGUGCCAGCCGCAGGGCGUCGCGCUGAGCCACGCCAUCAGCAACAGGCUGUCGGCCGUGCAGCCCGGCGAGAGCGUCAUGGAGAGCCAGCGCUUCGACACGCUGGUCACGCAGCAGUGGCUGCGCGUGUCCAUGUGGCGGCUGGCGUUUGGGUCCAAGCCGAGCCUCGUGUACGGGCAGGGCCUGAUGCCUGCGCCGGGGCUGCCGUUUGACGCGGGCAAGUCGAUUAUGAAGGCUCUCGGGUCUGUGAGCCAGAGCUCCAAGGACUGUCACGGGAUUGCGAUUGAGCAAAAACUGUUCGACAUUGGCAUGAGUCUCGCCGACGCCUCCAUGUCCGCCUCCCCCAUCCCCUCCUUCGAAUUCGGGCCCCACGACCUGCUCUGCUCCGUCGUCAAGUUCCUCGGCCGCAUCCGCGGCUGCCAGUCCAACCUGCUGCCCAAGCUGCUCAAGCACUCGGAGCUCAUCCUCGGCUUCGCCAACCCGCUCCUCGCCAGCAUCGACAUGCACUGGCCCGCGCUGCUGGAAGAGCCUCCUCACCCCUCCUCCUCGGGAAACGACAACGGCGGCGUGCCGGAGAGCAACAACAACAACAACGCCCACGUGGGUGGCGGCGACCUGGCUGCUCAUCAUCAUCAUCAUCAUCAUCAUCAUGCUCAGGGGGACGAGUCUUCUUCGGCGAGCAGCAGCGUGGGCAGCUGGCAGGAUACGUGCGACUUGGCGAUGCUGGAGCCCGGGGCGGGGACGUUUAUGGCGUUGGGGUGCGAGGAGGCGUUUGAUGAGCAGGUGCACAUGGCUGGGCAGGUGGAGAUAUCAUGA